GUACAUGUGGGGAACCACAUGUUGUGGAUCUGUACCCCCUAUGACUAAUCAGAUUGCGGUGCAACCUACUUUUAGUAAGAAGGAUUUCGGCAGUAGAACUGCAGCGUGGGAAGUUUGCUGCUUCUACCAAUGGGACUAAGCAGGUGAUUUUUUUCAGUCUAUGGGGAUAUUUUUCACUACAAGUCAAACAACCUCAAGCUAUCCAGUUCCUAUGAAAUGACCUGAGCCCUGGGCACCUAGCUAGUGCAAUGCAACCGUCAAUCUUUGUUACCAUCAACAACUUCAACAUUGAAGAGAAGAAAAUUGUAACAAUUCAGGUGCUCAAAUCUACAAUCAAUAGUAAAAUACAUGUGAAAAUUGUAUUUGAUGCUAUUUCCAUUAUAUAAUAAAUAUAAAUACUAUUAAUAUUUAUGAAAGCAUGGCAGUGGAACUGUGCUGGAGGUAUCUGUUCAAAAACACAUGACAAUGUCAAGUGCUGAGACUCAUUCAUUCAACAGUUUCUUACAUGUAUACGCAAAUAUAUAAGCGCACUGUGUUAAUGUAUCAUUUCAGAAUCAAAUUUAAACUCAGAUUAAAAUAAAUUUAAUAAGAAAUAUAGCCUGGUGUAAGAAAAAAUGGCAGAACACAGACACUCUCUCAUAGACGCUUUAUAGAGCAAACAAAAACUCGGCCCAAAACCAGUGAGAUUAAAAAUUUUUUUUAAAAAGACUGCAAUGGGAAGAAAAACACUCCUACGAUGGCAAGAAGAAAUUCUCCGGUGGGUAGAAAUCUCAGGAGAAACCCGGCUAGUCAGCAAACUCAGGGCAUGGGAAAGCGCAGCAGACUCAGGGUGGAAAACAGAGUGGGCGAAGGCUAAGCACUAUAUUUGUGCCUAAAGAUUGUGAAUCUAUGCUAAGACACCAUAUCUACAAGAUGUGAAACCAUGAGAGAGAUUGAUAGUGGACUGAUAGUGCCCCAGAACAGCAUAGAACAGCAAAGCAGAGCAUUCACAUGCAGGGGCAGGGCAAUAGCAGUCAGCUCGGCUCACACAACGGCUUUAUUGGUCCCGAUUGACUCUUAAUAGUUAGUCACAUUACAUUACCUUACAGACAUUUAGCAGCCACUCUUAUCCAGAGCAACUUACACAACCUUUUAAUAUAGCAUUUACAUUGUAUCCAUUGUUUCAGUCUAUUCUCUUUUUAGGGAUCAAUGGCACUUUGAUUAGUUUUGUGCUCUGGUGUGUUUUCUCGUAGUUCUGAUGUAGUUUAUUUUGAGUGUGUGUGUGAAAAUUAGGUUGGUUGUAAUGGUUGUUGUUCCUAUUGUGUUGUCUGGAUGUUACAUGCUCUUAGUACAUGCUAGUGCAGUACUGAGACAGUGCCCUCAUCUGUAUGUAAAUCAUAGUGGAUACUGGCCUAAUUCUACUCCACCUGUUUUUCUUUGUAUAGAGUAUUAUACGUGGUUUUUCAGAACUCGGAAUGCAGGGUUUCCGUAUGUUUCUCCCCCGUCUUUAAAAGCUUUCUCUGAGAAUGUUGACUCCAAGGUCUAAAUUUACUUAUUGACUCAUAAUUUAUCUAGUUACUGUAAAAGCUUGCUGACUUCCUUGUUACUGUCAGUACACUCUAGGGACUGAUUGAUGUGACACUUCCUUGUAUGUUGAGCCAGUAAUGUAAUUACAGCAGUGGCAACCAACCCUGUUCCUAGAGAUCUACCGUCCUGUAGGUUUUCACUCCAACCCUAACAAAGCACACCUCAUUCAACACUUAUUCACUUGAAAGUGAUGUGAUAGACUGAAUUUGAGCAGUGUCUUGUAAUUAUAUAGUUAAUUUAAGUGAAAAUAACAUAUACUUAGAUUCAGUUCACUUGAGGUCCGUAAACAGACUCUAAUUCAUACUGAAAACUGAAAACUGCCCUGAGCAUGACAAAAGCCUUGCUGAAGCUGAAUAGUUGAGCCUUUAUCGGUAGUGUACAUGUACAAGAUACAUUUUUUCAGCCAUGUUAUCUUCUCUUUUUGGAUAUUCAAAUGAUGUUGUUUCUUUUCAAUGCUUAAAAUGGAAAGCUCUUUUUACCUAAACUGUAUUUUUCAGUAUUUAAAUGGAAUUUACUGCAGUACAACUGACAUAGCUGAACAAAAUGAGUCUUUUGUUUCUCAUCCCUUCAUUCAGUUUUAGUAUGAUUCACCAUAGCAUUUUUUUCAUCAUACAGAGAGCUAAAAUAGAUGAAAAACGAUAUUAAUAUCUAAGCUGAAUUUUCUCUUAUUUAUUCUAUGCUUAAAAUGUGUGAUAAGACUCCAGGACUCAAAUAAGAAUCAUUUUCAGUUUAGAUUUUUAAUCAUUUAUUUAUGUUGCAGUAUACUUUUCUAAAUGAACAAAGUUGUUAACCUGUUAUCUGUACUGAUCUUCCUGGACCUCAGCACUGCCUUUGAAAUGGCCAACCACCAGCUCCUGACCACUCACCAGCCCGGGUGAGCUGAGUGUCUAUGACGCCACACACUCAUAUUUUCCCCUUCAAUUCGAACAUUUUAACAACAUAUUCACCCAUAAAAUAUACACUUGCCGUCCACUUAAUGAGGUACACUUUUCUAAAUACCCUCCUUUGCCUCCGGAACACCCCGAAUUCUGCAUGGCAUGGAUUCAACAAGGUGCUGGAAACAUUCCUUAGGGAUUUUGAUCCAUAUUGACUCGAUAGCAUCAUGCAGGACCUGCAGAUUUUCGACCACACAUCCAUGCUGUGAAUCUAAUUUAUUUGUAGAAUGUCCAUGCAAUUAAUUUAUUUUCGAUACAAUCGUGCCUCCCAUAUUCACGUUGCGGUACACGCUUCGAAACAGCUUCGAUUGCUUCCAGAAAGGGGUGGGUCCACAAAAAGGAAGUAGCUUAUACUGUUUUGAUAGAAGCACAUUGGAAGUUACUGAAUGCCCGCACAAGAGAGAACUGACAGCGGAGAAGGUGAAAUGGAAAGAGCCCUUUUUCUGAUUUUGCAAGUUGUAUUGUGGGCAAGAGUCUCAGCCCUAUUCACUGUGGAGGUGACCCAUCCCUCCCAGCAGGCUGAGUUUGGUGGCAAUGUUACGAUGGAGUGCACGUUCCCACCAGGAGACACUGAGCAGAGCCUGUCUGUGUUCUGGAGCCGUGUCCACCCUCAGCCUACCGUGGAGGUGUACAGGCUGCAGAACGGGCUGGAGGACCUGAGGGUCCCGGACCCCCAGUACAGGAGUCGUGUGCGGCUGAUGAAGGAGGAGCUUAAGGAUGGACGGGCUGUGCUGCAGAUCUCCAAUCUGAGGAUAACCGAUUCCGGAACUUACCAAUGUUUGAUGGAGAUGGGGGGAGCCGACUAUAAACAGACUGCUCUUACAGUAAGAGCUCCCUACAAAUCGAUCAAUAAAAGCAUCAAGAUGAAUGAAAGAGGGGUGGAGCUCUCCUGUGACUCCCAGGGCUAUCCACUGGCCAGUGUUGUCUGGACAGACUUGUCAGGCUGGAACAUAACCAAGGAAUCUAACAUCACAGUGGCCACAACCGUCAACGAUCUGUUCCACAUAACCAGCACAAUAACUGUCAAAAGCUCCAACAACACCUACAUGUGUACCUUUGUGGGGGAAGGGCUUAUGGACCGAUCCGUUCUAUUCCAUAUUCCAGAUGAAAUACCUAAGAAGAUGACGGAGAAAAGCUCUAAGUUCCCCUUGAUGCUUAGAUUGAUUCUUGGGUUCAUCACAGUAUGUGCAGCUGUUGUGGCAUACUUCAAGUGUAAAGGUUUUAAGCAGCACAUCAUGUCUAGGACCAGAGACUGCCUACUCCCUGGGGAUUACACUCCCGCAUAUCUUCCCCCGGACACCACCAUUGAAGUCCAGACCGAAGUUGAAGGACUCAAACAUUGUUCACCCUUGCUUGGGUUUCCAGAAAAAAGAGUGGAGAACCUGAGGACGGUUCUGAGAAGCAGAUACGUGGGUCUCACAUCAGAUCUGGAGGCGUCAGAGCAACGCGUUCGCUUCUGUAGCAAGGUGUUACCACAGCACCUCUGCAGCAGGGAUGGCUUGCCUUUGGAGGUCACUGCCCUGUUGCCUGAUGUUGGGGAAUCGCUUCUGCUGGAGGGGGAGACUAAGAGUGGGAAAACCAGUGUGGCUCUCGCCCUGGCCUCUAGCUGGGCCCAAAAUUCUGAGUGGGACCCAUUCGGCGUCAAGCGCUGUCAGCUGGUUGUCAUGGUGACCUGCGAGGGAGCGACGGGUGACCUGUUCCAGGAAGUGAUGUCACAGCUGGGCCUGGAUGGAGAGCUCACUGUGUCCGCCCUGCAGGAAAUUCUGAGCGGGCCGGUGGAAGCACUGCUUGUCCUGGAUGGUUACAGAUUUGGGAACAGGGACCUGGAUGAGUCACUCAGAGAAUUCCUGAGGAGGCGGCACGCCUGCAGGGUAUUGGUGACGGCACUGCCGGGACAUUGCGCCGACCUGUGGGAGUUUUUCGGGACAGUGCUGGUGCUUACUAGAGAGGGUGCAGAAUGCCACGAAUACUGCUGACAUCAAACAGGUGAGGGAGACAAUGGACGAUCUCAAAAUUCACAAUCUCACGGCCCACAGAUACUGCUCAAAAGCCUGUAUGUGAAUGGUCUAAGUGAAAGAAAAGUCAAAUCUUUCUCUUUUUUUGUCUAUACCAUGCUUCUUUAGAGUGGCGGAAGUUAAUGCCUACAGGAAGCAUAUGGGAGGCUAUUUUAGAUUUAUGAAAUGAUAUCUGCCAUUUCAGUCAUACUGCUGUCACACCACUAGUAUUCCAGAGCUUCAAAUGUUUUAUUGUUUUGGCUGCUGGGUGGCCAAAGCAUUGUUUUUGUGUACUGGUCAUGGCCUCAUGUUCUAGCAAAUCCUGAGCAGGCCAGAGCCAACAGUGACCUGCAGCACUAGAUGGCAUUGGCUGGCUGUGGUGUUAGCCUGGAAGGGAGGGCUGCAGUUGGUAAAGAUGUUGUCCCUAUUUCAUUGCACAAGUGCAGCUCUUCUGGUUGAACAGUCUGCCUGUACCAGCUGAUAUAGUGACUACCGCUUUGCUGGUGGAAUGCAAAGAGAAAAGAAGUGACAACUGGUAACAAGUACAUCAGAGGAGAAUUUGUGCUUGGCUUUGCUGUUCCAAAUUAAGGGAUAGGUUUAAAGAAUAGUUUUGGAAUGUAGUGUUGACUUGAGGUGUUGAGGUACUGUAUGUCCAACUAAACUUGGCUCCUGCUCUUGUGUUCGGGGGUAGUUGAAUGAUGAUACUGCCAAAGGGAUAGGCUUAUGAAGGCUGGUCCCUUCAUUAUGAAAAACUACUUUCAACACUGAAACACGUGUCUGCCGGUCACUUUGUACACACACACACACACACACACGCACAAAGACACACACGUAUGCACACACACACUCAAAUACACACACAAAAAUAUAUGCCUACUGUAUGUGAAACAUUACUUUUUUAUUCACAAAUUACAAAUAAGGAGUGUGGUGUCAUAAACCUAAAAUAUUGUUUUUCCCCAAACACCUGAGAAGGAAUACAAAUGGAAACAGUCACAAAAAUUGUAUUACUAGGUUCAUUACAUGAUAUAGCACCACUUUUUAUAGUACCUGUUUUUUAUAUUUAUACAGCUUGCUGUUUUCAGACUGUUUGUGUUCUCGUCAGACAUGGCAUAUACUUACAUUAAUACAGUCCUACUUUUCUGAAGAUGCUUAAUUGUGUACAUUAUAUUGGUAUUACAUUGUUUAAAAUUAAAGUGAAAUGUGCUUUCUACUUCUGAAUGAGACGUGGAAAAGACUGUUACUUGAUGACUUCAUGCAGACAGUUUAUUCAAAUAAGAUUUUAUGACCAAAAAUGACACCACAACACGCUGGGUGUAAAAUUAAAAGAACUGAGUAUAUCUGUAUUGUGAA
This is a messenger RNA of Anguilla anguilla (European eel), 5845 nucleotides long. RefSeq lists its product as uncharacterized. The transcript is spliced from 9 exons. The record is from RefSeq and is a predicted model, not a curated record. Gene Ontology annotation, biological process: cellular response to lipopolysaccharide; cell surface receptor signaling pathway; positive regulation of T cell proliferation. The coding region runs from base 2888 to 4477 and encodes 529 amino acids. NCBI's taxonomy places the organism in Eukaryota, Metazoa, Chordata, Actinopteri, Anguilliformes, Anguillidae. Gene Ontology annotation, cellular component: external side of plasma membrane.